Molecule: messenger RNA, 3015 nt
Organism: Drosophila ficusphila
Lineage: Eukaryota; Metazoa; Arthropoda; Insecta; Diptera; Drosophilidae
Product: elongation of very long chain fatty acids protein AAEL008004
Exons: 9
Coding region: 620-1723 (367 amino acids)
Biological process (GO): sphingolipid biosynthetic process; fatty acid elongation, monounsaturated fatty acid; fatty acid elongation, saturated fatty acid
Cellular component (GO): endoplasmic reticulum membrane
Molecular function (GO): fatty acid elongase activity
Source: RefSeq, a predicted model, not a curated record
CGGCAGCCAGUUAGUCGUGCUCCGCCAGUAGACGUCAACGGUUCGCCACUGUCCCGCCCGCCGCCCACUUCCCGCCUCUCGUUCGUCGCGAAUCCGAAAGCCGAAAGCCGUAAGCCGAGCUCCGAAAGCGUCCAAACGAUCCCAGCUGUGGCCGAGUUCCCAAGCCAGGACUCAUCGUCAUCUCGGAGCCAAACGCUCAAAAGUCGUGUUAGCCCGGAAUGCCAGGCCCAGUUUGCCGAGGAGCAGUGGGCGCAGCUCUGCAGCAAAGCAGUACAGUGAUAACUGCCGAGCACUAACCGCUCGCGCUGGAGAAACCGAUUUUCUCGAUCGCCAAAGUGCCGAAAAGUAGUUUAAAGCCGUCAAGUGCAGCAAGCCAGUUCGAAAACCCGCUCGGCACCGCAUUAAAUGCGCUAAAUUCCAACCAACUUUUCAACCGACCAGAUCAGAUCAGAUCAGAUCAGAUUAGAACAGAUCAGAACAGGCCGCGAUUCCUGAACGUCAAGACUCUAUCCACCAAACUACUGUACAAUCAACAAGGAGCAAGGAGCACCGACUGCUGGGCAAUCAAGGAUAGAAGGACUCCUCUGUCGGCACCAAACCAACACUACACAGCAACACAAUGGCCUUAAUUAUGAAAUACAUCGACAGCAUAAGCAGAUACAUAGACUCACAUGGUGACUCUAGGACAAAGGACUGGCCCAUGAUGUCGUCACCGUUUCCCACACUGGCAGUGUGCCUCACAUACGUCUAUCUGGUCAAGGUGCUAGGUCCGCGAUUGAUGGAAAACCGAAAGCCGCUCCAUCUGCAGAACACACUAGUCUUGUACAAUGCCAUACAGGUUGUAUUCAGCGCGUGGCUCUUCUACGAGAUAGGCAUUUCCGGUUGGCUAACUGGACAUUAUAGCUUCCGAUGUCAGCCAGUCGACUAUAGUAAUAAUCCUAGAACGUUAAGGAUGGUCCAUGCCUGCUGGUGGUACUACUUCUCGAAGUUCACAGAGUUCAUGGAUACGAUUUUCUUCGUGCUGCGCAAGAAGACCAGCCAGGUCACCACGCUGCAUGUCAUCCACCACGGCUGCAUGCCCAUGUCGGUCUGGUUCGGCGUGAAGUUCACCCCAGGUGGCCAUAGCACAUUCUUCGGACUGCUGAACACCUUCGUCCACAUCGUGAUGUACACCUACUACAUGUUCUCGGCCAUGGGCCCCCAGUACCAGAAGUACCUCUGGUGGAAGAAGUACCUGACCACCCUGCAGAUGGUGCAGUUCAUCCUGAUCAUGGUGCACGCCUUCCAGCUGCUCUUCAUCGACUGCAACUACCCGAAGGCCUUCGUCUGGUGGAUCGGCAUGCACGCCGUCAUGUUCUUCUUCCUGUUCAACGAGUUCUACAAGGCAGCCUACAGGAGCCGCAUGCUGAAAAAGAACGCAGCGUUGGCCAACGGACACGCCAAGCCCAAUGGCUACUGCAAGAGCAUCAACGCCCACGACGACCUGGCCAUGCCGCAGACCACGGAGAUGGAAUCGUCCGCGACGCCCGUCUCGAAGGCCAACGGGAGCACGGCCCCAUUGACCAACGGGCAUGCGAAUGGUGGUGGGGCCAACGGCUACAAGCAGCUGGCCAAUGGCAGUGCGCACAAGGGCGCCAACGGGGGGCUCCUGACGAACGGGUACGCCACCAAGCUCCUGGACGACGCCUCGCAGGAGCUGAAGCAGCGGAAGACGCCGAAAUAAUAUCGGGGCAAGGUGGGGCGCCGCCAGCACAGGGCUUAGAGGACACAGAGAGGGCCGGCUGCGCCAGGAGCUUCCUAAAGGAGCGGAGCUCCCAGAGUCAUUUCCACGGCAUGCACAUCUUCACUUCAACUCACUACCACUACUCGACAUCGCAGACCACCCACACCCACAAACACAGAGAGAAUUCCAGGCAAGACACUCGUGCAUGGGCAUUUGGGGAGUAUCCGUACUAGGGUUACCAUACCAUCCCGAACAUGGAAUAUGCAAAUAGUAUGCUCGCAUACAUAUUGAGGCAUAUGCAAAUGUAUAGGCAUUGCGAAUGCGCCCAUUCUCUAGCGUACUCCUUCAAAUUUGUUUUGUUGCUUCUUUUUCUUUAAACUACUUUAGUUGUACAAAGCUUACUUAUCAUAAGUACCCCUGCGGAUUGUAUAAUACAAAAACCAGCAUACGCAAACCACGAUUUCAACUAAACGAUAACAUUAACGCGGAAGCCCAGCAAAUAUAAAGCAAAACCUAAUGUUUAUAACACUAAGUUUGUGUGUGAGCAAGGAAUUCAACUAUUUAAGCCUAGAAUUUAAUUGAUGUAUGUGUAUGUAUAUACGGGCAUAUACAUAUAUUACUAAAGUAAACAAAUACAGCAGCAGCCGAUGGCAAGUUUUGUAAAUGUAUAGAGCAAAAGCAAAUGUAAUUUAAAAUUAGGCACAAUAACUGUUAAAAAUAAAAGUCAUUCAGAAAUAGUCAAAAACUAUCUACGCUAACCAGAAAACCACAAACGCAACGCGAGUAUUCGACAAUUUUUGUAAAACGUUUCAAAGUAUACAAAGAAGAAAAAAAAUACGAAGACAUUAACAAAUCACAGGCUAUCUUGGCUAGUUACCCAUACAAAGUUUCAUUAAUUUAUUACAAAUAAAUUAUGCCGCUAAACUAAAUCCGAAAUCGCGAGAUGAACUUGCAUCUUUUGAUCUUUAUAACGGUGCAUACCCACAUCAAUAUUAAAUACAAAAGUAAACACAAAUAGGAAUAACCAUAAGAUCGAUUCACUUCAGCAGAGCAUUAAAAUCAGUAAAUUGUUGGAAUCAAAAAACAAAGUAGACUGUAAGUCCCACACUUUAGGUUCUAUAGGUAUGCAAUUGCAAUACGUUUUGUAUGCGUCGUAAUAGCCAUUUUUGUGGAGCAGUAUGUAAACAUUACCUAUGUAAUUAUUAUUAUACAAAUACAAAAACAAAAAACAUGUGUAGAAAAUUAGGUGAAAAUGGAGUGGAGCAUUUUUUCAAUAAAAACACUAAACUGAA